AUGCAGCUGCUGUUGGUCCUACUGGGGGUCCUGCUGGGGGCACCCGGGGCUCCAGCUUUGUCGUUUGAGGCCUCUGAGGAAACGGAGCUGGAGCCCUGCCUGGCCCCCAGCCCGGAGCAGCAAGAGCAGGAGCUGACGGUGGCCCUUGGGCAGCCUGUGCGGUUAUGCUGCGGGCGGGCUGAGCGCAGUGGCCACUGGUACAAGGAGGGCAGUCGCCUGACACCUGCUGGCCGGGUACGAGGCUGGAGAGGCCGCUUGGAGAUUGCCAGCUUCCUACCCGAGGAUGCUGGCCAGUACCUCUGCCUGGCACGAGGUUCCUUGCUUCUGCAGAACGUCACCUUGGUUGUGGACGACUCCAUGACCUCCAGCAAUGGCGAUGAGGACCCCAGGAUCCACAGGGGCCCCUUGAAUGGGCACAUUUACCCCCAGCAAGCACCCUACUGGACGCACCCCCAGCGCAUGGAGAAGAAACUGCAUGCGGUGCCUGCCGGGAACACCGUCAAGUUCCGCUGUCCAGCUGCAGGCAACCCCACGCCCACCAUCCGUUGGCUCAAGGAUGGACAGGACUUCCACGGGGAGCAUCGCAUUGGAGGCAUUCGGCUGCGCCAUCAGCACUGGAGCCUGGUGAUGGAAAGCGUGGUGCCCUCUGACCGUGGCACGUACACCUGCCUCGUGGAGAAUUCCUUGGGCAGCAUCCGCUACAGCUACCUACUGGACGUGCUGGAGCGGUCCCCGCACCGGCCCAUCCUGCAGGCAGGGCUCCCGGCCAACACCACGGCUGUGGUGGGCAGUGACGUGGAGCUGCUCUGCAAGGUGUACAGUGACGCCCAGCCCCACAUCCAGUGGCUGAAGCACAUCGUCAUCAACGGCAGCAGCUUCGGUGCUGACGGCUUCCCCUAUGUGCAAGUCUUAAAGACAGCGGACAUCAAUAGCUCAGAGGUGGAGGUCUUGUACCUUCGGAAUGUGUCUGCUGAGGAUGCAGGCGAGUACACCUGCCUGGCGGGCAACUCCAUCGGCCUUUCCUACCAGUCGGCCUGGCUCACGGUGCUGCCAGAGGAGGACCUCACAUGGACAGCGACAGCACCCGAAGGCAGGUACACGGAUAUCAUCCUGUACUCAUCAGGCUCUCUGGCUUUGAUCGUAUUCCUGCUGCUGGUCGGGCUAUAUCGCAGGCAGAUGCUCCUCACCCGACACCACCGACAGCCCGCCACCGUGCAGAAGUUGUCUCGCUUCCCUCUGGCCCGACAGUUCUCGCUGGAGUCAGGCUCCUCAGCCAAGUCAAGCUUGUCCCUGGUGCGGGGUGUCCGUCUCUCCUCCAGCGGCCCCCCCUUGCUCGCUGGCCUCGUGAGUCUCGACCUGCCUCUUGACCCACUCUGGGAGUUCCCCCGGGACAGGCUGGUGCUGGGAAAGCCUCUGGGCGAGGGCUGCUUUGGGCAGGUGGUGUGUGCAGAGGCCUUCGGCAUGGACCCCACCCGGCCGGACCAAGCCAGCACGGUGGCCGUCAAGAUGCUUAAGGACAAUGCCUCCGACAAGGACUUGGCAGACCUGGUCUCUGAGAUGGAGGUGAUGAAGCUGAUUGGCCGACACAAGAACAUUAUCAACCUGCUGGGUGUCUGCACUCAGGAAGGGCCCUUGUACGUGAUUGUGGAGUGUGCUGCCAAGGGCAACCUGCGGGAGUUCCUACGGGCCCGCCGCCCCCCAGGCCCCGACCUCAGCCCUGACGGGCCUCGGAGCAGCGAGGGGCCACUCUCCUUCCCUGCCCUGGUCUCCUGCGCCUACCAGGUGGCCCGGGGCAUGCAGUACCUGGAGUCACGGAAGUGCAUCCACCGGGACCUGGCUGCCCGCAAUGUGCUGGUGACCGAGGACAACGUGAUGAAGAUUGCCGACUUCGGGCUGGCCCGUGGCAUCCACCACAUUGACUACUACAAGAAAACUAGCAACGGCCGCCUGCCUGUCAAGUGGAUGGCACCAGAGGCCUUGUUUGACAGAGUCUACACACACCAGAGUGAUGUGUGGUCGUUUGGAAUCCUGCUGUGGGAGAUCUUCACCCUCGGGGGCUCCCCAUACCCUGGCAUCCCCGUGGAGGAGCUGUUCUCGCUGCUACGAGAGGGGCAUCGGAUGGACCGGCCCCCACACUGCCCCCCAGAGCUGUACGGGCUGAUGCGCGAGUGCUGGCAUGCAGCACCCUCUCAGAGGCCCACUUUCAAGCAACUGGUGGAGGCGCUGGACAAGGUCCUGCUGGCCGUCUCUGAGGAGUACCUCGACCUCCGCCUAACCUUCGGACCCUACUCCCCUGCCGGCGGGGACGCCAGCAGCACCUGCUCCUCUAGCGACUCUGUCUUCAGCCACGAUCCCCUGCCACUGAGGCCCAGCUCCUUCUCCUUCCCCGGGGUGCAGACGUGA
Messenger RNA from Rangifer tarandus platyrhynchus (Svalbard reindeer), 2403 nucleotides. The record is from the annotation of a GenBank genome assembly. NCBI's taxonomy places the organism in Eukaryota, Metazoa, Chordata, Mammalia, Artiodactyla, Cervidae.